Messenger RNA from Aspergillus nidulans FGSC A4, 2238 nucleotides. RefSeq names its product protein ausB. The coding region runs from base 1 to 2238 and encodes 745 amino acids. Gene Ontology annotation, biological process: terpenoid biosynthetic process. NCBI's taxonomy places the organism in Eukaryota, Fungi, Ascomycota, Eurotiomycetes, Eurotiales, Aspergillaceae. The record is from RefSeq and is a predicted model, not a curated record. Gene Ontology annotation, cellular component: membrane. The transcript has 3 exons.
AUGGCCAAGUUGUACUACAUGCCUUACAUUUUCAAUGAAGGAAUGCCCCUUGCGUCCGGUCCUCCAACACUCCCGGAAGACUUUACACCCGAGAAAUCUGGAUUCAGGGUACUUGUCGAGGUUCGGCGAAUGAAAGGACAUUUUCCAGCUCAGAAAUGGCGAAAAAGGAAUCAGGAAUGGCAGUGCAUCAAUAAUGAAACACUACUCCCUGACCACGUAAGGAACGGGCACCUUGCCAAGAACGUGCCCUACCGUCCAUACCGUCCAGUAUAUGUCCCUUUUGCUAUGACUGUGAGCCCUACCACAGACGCUAUGGGCACCUCUGAAGAAACACGAUCCAAACAAACCAAAGGGUCAAACGACGAUAUUUUGAGCGCGAAGAUAGCUGGAAGAGUUGCUCGCCCCGUUUAUCACUGCACAAGCGCACGGCUCCAUGACCUAGCCUACGACCCAUGGCCCAUUACCACCAUCGAUACCCACGGUCUCAGUUCACUGAAGGCUCCAUCAACGCACACCCGGAUCUUGAUUAUUGGCGCAGGAUUCGGCGGCCUCCUCUUUGCGGUGCGCCUCCUCCAAGCCGGAUUCUCCCGUGACGAUCUCCUCCUCGUGGAUUCGGCGGGUGGGUUUGGCGGGACGUGGUACUGGAAUCGCUAUCCCGGCCUAAUGUGCGAUAUAGAGAGUUACAUCUACAUGCCCCUACUUGAAGAGACGGGCCACAUGCCCAGCCGGAAGUAUGUACCCGGUGAAGAGUUGCGUACCCACGCGGAGGGGAUAGCGGCAAAAUGGGAGCUGGAGCAGCGGGCGCUAUUCCGUACAACUAUCAGAACUCUCGAGUGGGAUGAAGGUGGGAAUCAAUGGAUUGCUCACGCUGAGCAGUUAGGUGUAUUUACAGACGCAAAACAGGGGGGAAAUGGUGGUGGUGGACCUUUAACAUUUACCGCAACUUUUGCCAUCAUUGCGAGUGGGACACUCAGCAAGCCCAAGGUCCCCAAUUUACAUGGUGUCGAUGACUUCCAAGGACAUAUCUUCCAUACUGCCCGAUGGGAUUACGACUAUACCGGCGGUUCGCCGGCUAACCCUGCCAUGCACCGGUUACAAGGGAAACGGGUAGGAGUAAUUGGGACUGGCUCAACGGCUGUUCAGGUGAUUCCACAGCUUGCUCGCUGGUCCAAGGAAUUAAUCGUAUUUCAACGGACACCGGCUGCCGUGGGCUUGCAGAAAAAUCAGGUUACUGAUCCCGUGUGGUGGAAGGGCAACAUUCUGAAGGCUGGGUCGGGAUGGCAGAGGAAACGAUCGGAGAAUUUCAACGCGUUCAUUUCCAUCUCGAACCCACCCUGCAUGGAGAAUCUAGUAAAUGAUGGUUGGACGAGUUCGCCAUCAUUCUCUGCCGCAAUCGGUGGAGCACUGAACAUGCAGCCGGAUUUCCUGGACCUAGUCAAAGCUAUUGAUCGACCUAGGCUGGAAGCUGCCCAGGACCAUAUCAGAUCAACUGUUCGGGAUGAUACCACCGCAGAGGCCCUUAUCAAUUUAAACCACGGAUGGUGCAAGAGACCCUGCUUCCACCAGGGAUAUUUUGAGACAUACAAUCUGCCGCAUGUGAGGCUGAUCAAAACCGACGCCGCCGGCGUUACAGGGCUAAGUCCAAAGGGAAUAUUGGUUGGGGACACCCUCUACGAAGUUGAUUUGGUUGUUUUAGCUACAGGCUACGAUCUGGGCAGCUUGUGUCCGGCCGAUCGGGCGCAAAUCCAGGUUCUAGGCUCAGAGGGAGUGGCCAUGAAGGAGAAAUGGGCUGGCGGUCCUACAACGCUGCAUGGGGUAAUGACUCGUGGAUUUCCAAAUCUUUUUUUCCCCGGUACCUCGCAGGCUGGUGUUACCGCGAACCAAUCUUAUAUGUUCGAUCGUGCCGCAGAACAUGUGGCCUAUAUCAUUCAGAACUCCACACUGGAGGCAGGAGGCUAUAUUGACAAGAUCCGUAUCGAGCCCACGGCGGAAGGAGAAAAGCACUGGACGACGCAGUCAGUCGCACGGAUAAGUGCAUUCGCAGCCACAACAGCGUGUGGCACUGGGGAUUAUACAAUUUCGAACCGUUACAGAAGCAGCGAUGUUGACACGAUGGCAAGGCAUAUGCCGUGGGGAGAAGGUAUGGCAAGUUAUGUGAAAAUUCUAGAGGCCUGGAGAGAAAGUGGGACUAUGGAAGGUUUGGAUAUCAGGUACCACUCAUCUGAGGGUUCCAGGUAG